CUGCUGUCAGAGAAAAGUUGGAUUUUGUAAAGAGCCUUUUGGAGGCGGACAAUGGACAGAAUAGAAGGGCGUUUUUAGAAAGGUGCUUUUGGGUUGGAGUCACACAGUGAGAGGACAUGCACAGAGCGUGGAUACUCUUCUUUCUAAUAGAAGAGGGGUUCGCUUUGGCACAGAGAGCUAAAGAUUCCCAGAACGAUCAUGGCGGCCAGAGCCCCAGCCAGAGUGACUGUGGCACCUGGGUACGCAACAUCAAUGGUGGGGUGUUCACAUCGCCAAACUACCCCAACACCUACCCACCCAACAAGGAGUGUGUUUACAUCCUGGAAGCUCUCCCUAGACAAAGGAUUCAGCUUGCUUUUGAUAAGAACUACUACAUCGAGCCCUCAUUUGAAUGCCGCUUCGAUCACAUCGAAAUCCGUGAUGGGCCAUUUGGGUUCUCACCACUUAUUGAUCGCUUCUGUGGGGGAAAGAACCCAGGCUUGGUCACAUCAACGGGACGUUUCAUGUGGAUUAAGUUCACCAGUGACGAGGAGCUGGAAGGCCUUGGCUUUCGCAUCAAGUACACAUUCAUUGCAGACCCCGAUUUCCAUUUGCACGUGGGCGGACUGCUAAACCCCAUCCCAGACUGUCAGUUUGAAAUCAGCGGAUGGGAUGGGAUUAUUCACUCUGGUCAAGUGGAAGAGGAAGAACGAGUGAAGCCUGGUGAUGCUCUGGAUUGUAUCUGGACCAUCAGGGCUCCUCCUCACUCCAAGAUCUACCUGCGCUUCACUGACUACCAGAUGGAGCACUCUAAUGAGUGCAAGAAGAACUUUGUGGCCGUGUAUGAUGGCAGCAGUGCCAUCGAGAACCUCAAGGCCAAGUUCUGUAGCACCGUGGCCAAUGAUGUGAUGUUGGAUAAUGGUGUGGGAGUUGUGCGAAUGUGGGCUGAUGAGAAGAGCCGACUCAGCCGGUUUCGUAUGCUUUUCACCUCCUUCAUUGACCCCCCCUGUUCAGCCAGUACAUUCUUCUGCCACAGCAACAUGUGCAUUAAUAACUCCCUGGUGUGCAAUGGGGUUCAGAACUGUGUCUAUCCAUGGGAUGAAAACCACUGCAAAGAGAAGCGCUCUAGAGGGCUAUUUCAUCAGAUCACUAAGACCCAUGGCACUGUCAUUGGUGUCUCAUCAGGCAUAGUUCUGGUUCUUCUUAUCAUCUCCAUCCUGGUUCAGAUGAAGCAGCCAAGAAAAAAGGUUGUAGCUCGCCGACCUGGUGUUUUCAACAAGGCUGGGUUCCAAGAGGUAUUCGACCCACCACACUACGAGCUCUUCUCUCUACGGGACAAGGAGAUAUCCUCAGAUUUAGCUGACCUGUCUGAGGAGCUGGACAGCUUCCACAAGCUGCGACGCUCCUCCACCAUAUCUCGCUGUGUCCACGAGCACCACUGCGGCUCACAAGCCUCAGUGGCUACUGGUGGCGGAAGUAUGAAGCACAGCCGCACUACCCUGAGCUCUAUGGAGCUGUCCUACCACAAUGACUUCUCCAAGCCACCACCCAUGAAGACUUUCAACUCCGCAGCCAGCUACAAGAAGAGCUGCUAUGGCUACAAGCAGCACACACAGACUCAUGACUGCGACCAGCAGGUCAUUGAAGACCGGGUCACAGAGGAGGUCCCAUGUGAGAUCUAUGGCCGUGGCGGAGGAGGAACUGGAGGAGGAGCCACGGGUGGAGGAGCAAUAGGAGGAGCAUCAGGAAUAGCAGGAGGGACCAUUGCAGGGACAGUGGGAAUAACGGGAGGACUGGCUAUGGCUGGAGGAAUGGCUAUGGUGGGAGGAAUGGGCAUGGCAGGGCCUAGUGGUAUUGCCGGAGGUAUCGGUGGUGGGAUGGCAGGAGCCUGUGGAACCCUCAGUGUUCGUGGCAACAGCGCUCGUAACAGCACCACCAUAGUUGAUCCACAGCAGCGCUCUAUGUCCAUGGAUUUCUAGAUGGAGAAGGGAGAGAGAAAAGCAGAAAGGAAGUGCAGACACACAGCUUGCAUUUCUUUCAAUAAGAGAAGGAAGAAGAGAAGAUAGGAGCAUCUUAAAGGAUAGGAGCAAUCCUAAAAUGACCGCUCCUUUUCCCUCUUCUACCUACAAGCAGUGAUAAUAGUAUAGUGGCUACCACUUAAGGAUAUUCUCUCAUUGUCUCAUGUGGAGGAAUGGGAGACAAAAAGUGAAGAACAGGAAAAAUACAGUGGAAAUUAAUCAUUCUCUUCUUCAGAUAAUGGAUUCAGAGUGAAGGAAAUGUGGAGACAUCUUGUCUAAUCUCCAGUACAUACACAUUUAAUCUCUCCUACCAUAAGAGACUUACAGGAGAAUAUUCUUGCAUGCAGACCCCAUACUUCUCUCUGUUUGGUUGAUAAAAGACCAGGAUACAGGCAUAAAAAAACAAAGUCAGUCAAUAAUACACAAAUAAAUGUGCCAAAGAAUGGCAGAGUAUUCAUAUAGAAGCUCAG
This is a messenger RNA of Monopterus albus (swamp eel), 2467 nucleotides long. It is a transcript of the gene neto2a, whose product is annotated as neuropilin (NRP) and tolloid (TLL)-like 2a. Lineage: Eukaryota; Metazoa; Chordata; Actinopteri; Synbranchiformes; Synbranchidae. The transcript is spliced from 10 exons. The record is from RefSeq and is a predicted model, not a curated record. Gene Ontology annotation, cellular component: postsynaptic density. The coding region runs from base 117 to 1958 and encodes 613 amino acids. Gene Ontology annotation, molecular function: ionotropic glutamate receptor binding.